AUGGGGCCCACGAUUAUACAGACUUCAAAAGUUCUUCUUCUUGAUCUUGGUGAAGAUGCCACGAAACCGAUCUACAAAGACGGCAAACUGGUUGAAGUAUGCGCACCUUUCGCAUUCAGGCUCGUCCACAGCGCUGAAGAGAAAAGGGAUCCUGUGACGAAAGAACUCACUAUCUUUACUGAGCCUGAUGAUUACGUAUGGUUUUAUGAACAAUUAUAUGAAGAUACGGAUCGGAAGAGGCCGCAUGAUACUAUAAUUAAACGUUCCAAGAACAUUCGCUACUGCCCCGAUUUGGCACAUCGCCCCACCAGUAUGAGAUUCAAAGAAAGUGAGAGUGAAAAAACUCUAGGGGUUCUGUACAGUGCCGACUACAGGGUAUCGGCGAAAUCAAAACUUUUUGAAAUUUGCACAAAUAUUUGCCUUGAAAGAAAGAAUUACAAAGGCUAUAACGAUUGGAUAGAAAUGUUUGCAGAACAAGGGCUCAGCGAAAAUAUAUUCAGGCUUGCUCACCAUACUAGAGACUUGAAAGUGGACUAUAAGCUUCCAUCUUCGACUGACAGGAUAGUAGACCCUGCGAAAGGAUGGCUAUAUGAUUCUAAGAGAGGGGAUCAUAUUCUGUGCUGCCCGGCAAGUGGUAAACCUGUGCUCAACAGGGAAGACGAAUUCAUUUGGGCACAUGAUCUCAAUAAGAGAAAGCCAAAGCCAGCCAGAACGGUUUCCGCACCUGCAAAUGGGUCUAUGAGUACACCAAAAGUGCUGCAGAAAAAUCAGGAGAGUAAAGAUUCCGAUACUAGACAGACUGAAAGAAAGCGUCGUGAGAUCAACCCCCCCAGCCAAGGUAGUUCUAGGGACAAGCUACCUAUUCAGCGUACUUCUGGGGAAAGAACUUCCAGCCAGGGAGAUUCCAAGGCGAGACCUCUCAGACAGGGCGGUUCCAGGGACAAACUUCCUAGCCAAAGUAGCUCCAUAACUAUGCCUGCCAAGCGGAGUGAUUCUGGCGACAAAACUUCACAUAAGAGUGAUUCCAAGGUCAUACCUCCCAAGCGGAGUUGA
Botrytis sinoallii is the source of this 1053-nucleotide messenger RNA. RefSeq lists its product as uncharacterized. NCBI's taxonomy places the organism in Eukaryota, Fungi, Ascomycota, Leotiomycetes, Helotiales, Sclerotiniaceae. The record is from RefSeq and is a predicted model, not a curated record. Bases 1 to 1053 code for a protein of 350 amino acids. The transcript has a single exon.